AUGAAGGCUACUUUCUUCAUAUGCUUCCUCAUAACAUUCACCUUCUCUUGCUCAUCCAAAACCACCACCACUACUGGCAGCAUAAACUGGUGGUGCACUCAAACCCCAUACUACCAAACAUGCACUCGCUACAUUGCCGAGAGUAGCCCCUCCACCGCGAACAUAUCUAUAAACCAGUUCCUAGACAUAACUGUAAACACGGCUAUAGACGAAGCACGCUUGGUCCUAAAACGCACCCAAGGGAUCGAGGCCCGUACUAACCCAAACGGUAUAGAAAAAAUCUUAUGGCAUAGUUGUGCUGAUUUCUUUGACGGGAUGGUGUUCACACUGAACAUGGUCCUUGACCAUACCCACCAACCCAGCACAGAUGACAUCCACACGUGGAUAAGUGCUAGUAUAACCUACAUCGACGUGUGCGAAAAAGGGUUCGAGACAAUGAACAUAACCACCGACUUGUUACCCAAAGUAACCACCAAUUUAACACAACUACUACUCAACUCUUUGGCUAUUAGUGUUGUUAUGAAGGGUGCUAAUCCUCCUGGGUUGCACGAAUUGAACUUUGGCGACGAGUUAUACAACUUUUCGGGUUUGAAAACAGUACAGCCAGACGUGGUGGUGGCUAAAGAUGGCUUGGGAAAUUUUACAACAGUUUAA
Helianthus annuus (common sunflower) is the source of this 654-nucleotide messenger RNA. Its product is annotated as probable pectinesterase/pectinesterase inhibitor 33. The transcript has a single exon. NCBI's taxonomy places the organism in Eukaryota, Viridiplantae, Streptophyta, Magnoliopsida, Asterales, Asteraceae. Bases 1 to 654 code for a protein of 217 amino acids. The record is from RefSeq and is a predicted model, not a curated record. Gene Ontology annotation, molecular function: pectinesterase activity; pectinesterase inhibitor activity.